This is a messenger RNA of Nymphaea colorata (pocket water lily), 2340 nucleotides long. Its product is annotated as acyl-CoA-binding domain-containing protein 4-like. NCBI's taxonomy places the organism in Eukaryota, Viridiplantae, Streptophyta, Magnoliopsida, Nymphaeales, Nymphaeaceae. Gene Ontology annotation, biological process: lipid transport. The coding region runs from base 116 to 2134 and encodes 672 amino acids. The record is from RefSeq and is a predicted model, not a curated record. Gene Ontology annotation, cellular component: cytosol. The transcript has 18 exons. Gene Ontology annotation, molecular function: fatty-acyl-CoA binding; protein binding.
AUAUGGGAGAGUAAGAGGAGUUGCCGCGGUGAGAUCUCCCUCCCUCCCCCGCUCUUCCUCUAUCUCUCUCUCUUUCCUCCCGAGUUGCUGGUGGCUGCAAGAGAGGGAGGAAGCAAUGGCGAUGGCGAGGGCGAGCUCCGGCCUCGCAUACCCUGAGAGGUUCUACGCGGCGGCCGCCUACGCAGGUUUCGGAGGAGGAUCUCAGGGUUCCGCCAAGCCUGCUGCAAUUUCUCGCUUCCGGAACGACGUUGCGCUCUUACUUUACGGACUCUACCAGCAGGCUACCGUGGGUCCAUGCACAAUCCCUAAGCCUAAGGGGUGGAGUCCUGUUGAGAGCAGCAAAUGGACGAGCUGGCAUGGACUUGGAAACAUGGCACAAACUGAAGCCAUGCGCCUCUUUGUAAAAAUCCUAGAGGAAGAAGAACCAGCAUGGUAUUCCAGGGUUCCUGAAUUUGUUUCUGAGCCUGUUGUGGAUGUGGAAAUGAAUAAUCCGGCAGAACAACCGGUUGUGUCAGAUAUGAACUCGUAUGAAGAGCAAAAAACUAUUCCUGCUGAAAACGGUGUGUUGGAGACAGAGGAUAAAGGUGUUGUUUCUGAAGUAUUGGGGUCAGUUGGUGUUUAUGACAAAUGGGUUGCACCCUCAGUUUCUGGUCAAUGCCCAAAAGCUCGAUAUGAGCAUGGAGCUGCUAUAAUCCAAGACAAAAUGUACAUUUUUGGUGGAAACCACAAUGGGCGUUAUCUUAAUGAUCUUCAGGUUCUGGACUUGAAAACAUUUACAUGGACCAAGCUUGACCUUAAAGUGGCGAUGGAAUCUGAAUCUCCAUCCUCGGUGCCCUUAGCCGCCUGUGCAGGUCACUCUCUGAUAGCAUGGGACAAUAAGCUUGUUUCCAUAGCUGGGCAUACUAAAGAUCCUUCUGAAUCUGUGACAGUGAAGGAAUUUGAUUUGCAAUCUUCUACCUGGUCGUUCUUGAAGACUUAUGGGAAGCCUCCGGCUUCCCGUGGGGGUCAGUCUGUUACCCUUGUAGGAUCAAGUUUGGUCAUGUUUGGUGGUGAGGAUCAUAAGAGGUCUCUUCUUAAUGAUCUCCACAUUCUCGAUCUAGAAACUAUGACCUGGGAUGAAGUAGAUGCCGUGGGCAUACCUCCUUCACCAAGGUCGGAUCAUGCUGCUGCAGUGCAUGCAGAGCGUUACUUAUUAAUAUUUGGUGGUGGAUCACAUGCUACAUGCUUCAAUGAUUUGCAUGUUCUUGACCUGCAGAGUAUGGAGUGGUCAAGACCGACAGUGCAAGGAACCAUCCCAACACCUAGAGCUGGGCAUGCAGGCAUAACUGUUGGAGAAAACUGGUUUAUAGUUGGUGGAGGAGAUAACAAGAGUGGUGUCUCGGAAACCGUUGUUUUAAAUAUGUCUACACUCACAUGGUCCAUUGUGACCACAGUCCAAGGACGUGUCCCGCUUGCGAGUGAGGGAUUGAGCUUGGCUGUAAGCUCUUAUAAUGGGGAAGACAUUCUUGUUUCUUUUGGUGGAUAUAAUGGCCGUUACAGCAAUGAGGUCCAUGUUCUUAAGCCAAGCCAUAAGUCUACGUUGCCAUCAAAGAUGGAUGCAUCUGCAACUGAUAGCGUUGCGCCUCUGCUUCCUACUACUAAUGCAACAAGAGAUGUAGAAUCCGAAUUUGAAACCACACAAGAUGGAAAAAUAAGGGAGAUUGUUGUGGAUAAUGCUGAAUUAGACCCUCUGAAUGCUGGCAAUCAAGAAACUGGAGAGCGGCUGAUUGCAACUCUCAAGGCUGAGAAGGGAAAUCUCGAGGCAGCUCUUGGGAAGGAGCAAUUGUUGACCCUCCAGUUAAAGCAAGAUCUAACUGAAGCAGAGGCACGCAAUGUAGAUCUCACCAAGGAACUCCAAUCAGUUCGCAGUCAACUUGCUUCUGAACAGUCAAGAUGCUUCAAACUUGAGGUUGAUGUUGCUGAGCUGCGACAGAAGCUACAAUCGAUGGAAACGUUACAGAAGGAAGUUGACUUACUACGACGGCAAAAGGUUGCUUCAGAACAGGCCGCGCUGAACGCGAAACAGAAGCAGAGCUCCGGUGGGGUAUGGGGAUGGCUAGCAGGAAGUCCUCCCGACCAAACGACAGAUGCCUGACCAGAUCAUCUAUCCGUCCAAUAUAUAAUAUAUAGAUUCUCCUGUAUCCAUUUUAGUCGUAUUUCUUUUUUUGCUUUAAAAGAAAAUAAGAGCCAAGAUUGGUUUUCCCUCGUUUUUGUCUUAUAGAGAAAUACCGUAAAGCUUUUGUUCUUCUGAUUGAUUGUACCUUCAGGUAAAGUAGAUAUUGGAAAUAUUUAAUUUCUUCA